AUGGACAGCUUCGCAGAGCCCCGACGCCCGUCAGCCCCCGUCUCCCUGGCUGCCGUCCGCGAGCAGGUCCGCAAGCUUGAGUCGGACCACCGCGCAUCCGGCAUUCCUCUCUCCGGUCGCAUAAUCCACGUCUGCCACUACCUGCCUGUCGUCUCCUCGCUCGUCGGCCCGUCUCGUGCCGCCAUCCCCAGCCCGCCCCAGACGCCGCCCGCGCAGGCCUCUGACAUCCCACCCAGCCCCACCGACUCCCAGCCAUGGGCCCUCAGCGUACGCUACGGGCACUCUGCCAUGAUCAGCGGCAUUGCGUCGCUCGCCUCGACACACGAGCAGCUCGUCGUCGGCUGGACGGGCGACAUCCCAACCGCACUGCCUACGAUGCCGCCUUCUGCGUACGGCGCGCCGUCGACAUCUACCGCUAGCGAAUCUGCCCAUGCCUCGCCGUCGAAAGUGCCCACCAACGACAUCGGCGAGGAGGAACGCAGGGAGCUCGAGCAGCUGCUCGCAAAGUACCGCUCGCGAGAUGAAGUCUCAAUCGAGGGCGGGAAGCAAACGACGUAUGUGCCGGUCUGGCUCGACAACAAGGAAGCCCACGGCCACUACGAGGGUUAUUGCAAGCAGACUCUCUGGCCGCUGUUCCACUACCUGCUCUGGCAAGACGUCGCGACAGAGUACGCGUCCGCCGACUCGCAUUGGGCGCCGUACAAUGCUGUAAACGCUGCGUUUGCGAAGCGUGUCGCGGAGGUGUACCGUCCCGGCGAUUUGAUCUGGGUGCACGACUACCACCUUCUGCUUGUGCCAUCGCUGCUGCGCCAGGCGCUGCCCGAGGCGGCGAUCGGGCUGUUUGUGCACACGCCGUUCCCGAGCUCGGAGAUCUUCCGGUGUCUCCCACGCCGCAAGGAGAUCCUCGACGGCAUGCUCGGAGCCAACCUCAUCUGCUUCCAGACGUACUCCUACUCCCGCCACUUCACGUCGACCUGUGUGCGCGUGUGCGGCUACGAGAUCACGAAUACGGGCGGCAUUGAUGUGCAGGGACACGUCGCGGCCAUCUCGUACUGCCCGGUGGGUGUGGACGCCGAGCGCGUCGCGAAAGACACCCUGCGCGCGGGCAUCGAGCCGAAGCUGGAGGCCCUGCGCGCCCUGUACGAGGGAAAGAAGAUCAUCGUCGGCAGGGAUAAACUGGAUGUCGUGAAAGGAGUUGUGCAGAAGCUUCGCGCAUUUGAGAAGCUGCUGCGCGACUACCCCCAAUGGAUCGGUAACGUUGUCCUGAUCCAGGUCACAUCGCCUGCCCUGUCCGACUCGCCGAAGCUCGAGCGUCAGGUGUCCGAGCUGGUUGCGCACAUCAACGGUGAAUACGGGUCGCUAGACUUCAUUCCCGUGCACCACUACCACCAGACUAUCAAGAAGGAUGAGUUCUACGCCCUCUUGUCCGUCGCGGACCUCGGUGUGAUCACGCCCCUCCGGGACGGCAUGAACACUACCUCGAUGGAGUUCAUCAUCGCCCAGGAGCGCACGAAGCGCAGCCCGCUUGUCCUGUCCGAGUUCAUGGGGAUCUCGAGCAACAUGUCUGACGCGCUGCAGGUGAACCCGUGGAGUCUGGAGGAGGUCGCGGCGGCGAUCCACCAGGGGCUGCUGAUGUCCGACGAGGAGAAGCUGAGCCGCCACCAGAAGCUAUACAAGACGGUGACGACGCACACGUCGCACACCUGGGCGGCGAUGCUCGCGAAAAUGCUGCUCGCGCAGGUCGGGCGGCAGAACCUUGCCCGCCAGACGCCGCCAAUGCCAAAGGACCGUCUCGAGAGCCGCUACCACGCAGCGAAGAAGCGGCUGUUCCUGCUGGACUAUGAUGGAACGCUCGCGCCCAUUGUCCGUGUACCCAGCGCAGCAGUGCCCUCGCCAGAAACACUCGAGGCGCUCGAGAGACUCUCGAGCGACCCGCGGAACGUCGUGUUCAUCAUCUCUGGCCGCGACGGCCAUUUCCUCGAACAGCACCUCGGGCACCUCAAAAACCUGGGCAUGUCCGCGGAGCACGGCGGCUUCGUGCGCGAGCCGGGCGCGCCCGACUGGACCAACUUCACCGAGUCGCUCGACAUGAGCUGGAUGGACGAGGUGCUCGAGAUCUUCCGCUACUACACGGAGCGUACCACCGGCAGCCACAUUGAGGUCAAGAAGAGCUCGAUCACCUGGCACUACCGCUCGAGCGACCCGGAGUGGGGUCUAUUCCAAUGUCGCCAAUGCCAGGAUCUGCUCGAGAACAACCUCGCCCGCAAGCGGCCGAUUGAAGUCCUCGUCGGCAAGAAGAACCUCGAGGUCCGCCCGUUGGCUGUGAACAAGGGCGAGAUUGUGAAGCGCAUUCUUUAUUACAACCCUGACGCCGAGUUUGUCUUCUGCGCGGGAGACGACAAGACCGAUGAGGACAUGUUCCGCGCCUUGCUCCUCUUCUCUGGUGACCAGAAGACCGCUCGUCUGGAGCCUCCUCUCUCCGUGACCCUCCUCGCGAAAGAGCCCUCGACGAAGUUCGACCCCGUCGAUCUCGCCAUCACACGCGAGAGUGUCUUUACGACCGCCGUUGGUCACAGCAGCAAACGUACACUCGCCGUCUGGCACGUCACCAGUCCCGAAGAGGUCAACCAGCAUCUCCUUGACCUGGGCCGUAUGUCGCAAGAGGACGAGGCUAAGAGCAGCCUAUAGACUGCUGUAUACUAGCUCAUGACCUUCACGUUGCUUUUGUUCCAUUUCGGUCUCAUAUUUCCAUCAGACAUACGUGGGACAGGCGUUGUACGAGUGUAAUCGCGCAGUAGGCAAUUCUUUUGUAUAUUCACGGAACAUACUUCAUAUAGCACAAGAAUAGAGGCGCAGAGCUGGAAGUAGUAUCAUAGAAAGCAAUUUUAGAAAUUUCGCAC
Molecule: messenger RNA, 2900 nt
Organism: Postia placenta MAD-698-R-SB12
Lineage: Eukaryota; Fungi; Basidiomycota; Agaricomycetes; Polyporales; Adustoporiaceae
Product: glycosyltransferase family 20 protein
Exons: 13
Coding region: 1-2688 (895 amino acids)
Biological process (GO): trehalose biosynthetic process
Cellular component (GO): cytosol; alpha,alpha-trehalose-phosphate synthase complex (UDP-forming)
Molecular function (GO): catalytic activity
Source: RefSeq, a predicted model, not a curated record